Messenger RNA from Plasmodium relictum, 1566 nucleotides. Its product is annotated as beta-catenin-like protein 1, putative. Bases 1 to 1566 code for a protein of 521 amino acids. The record is from RefSeq and is a predicted model, not a curated record. NCBI's taxonomy places the organism in Eukaryota, Apicomplexa, Aconoidasida, Haemosporida, Plasmodiidae. The transcript is spliced from 3 exons. Gene Ontology annotation, cellular component: spliceosomal complex.
AUGAAUAUGGAAUACAGUGAUGAAGAGAUUGACAUAGAGGAAAUACUAAAACAAGCUGAGAAUGUUGAAUGUAUUGAUGAAAGUAAUAUAAAAAAAUUAGCAGGUGUUUUAAAAAAAAAAAAAAAAAAAAAUGAACAGGACAGAAUUGAAUAUCCAGAUAAUCCUGAGAAAUGGGUAAAUAGUGAAGUUGAUUUAGAUGAAAUACUAGUAAAUACAAAAAAUUUAAGUGUAUGCACAAAUUUAUACAAAAGUAUGAUAGAUUCAGGUAUUUUUGAAGAUAUAAUUGAUUUAUUAAAUCAUCAGAAUACUGACAUUGUUAUUGAAGUUAUUGAAAUUAUUAAAGAAAUAACUAACCCAUCAAAUGUAUAUGAACUAGAAAAAGAAGUGUGUGAUGCAAUGAUCGAAUAUUUAAACAAAAAAAAAUUAAAUCAUUUUAUUAUAAAUGUUUUAGAAAAAAUAAAUGAAGAAGAAAGUGAAGAAUAUUAUAACGCUAUGUCUUCUAUUUUUAAUAUAUUUGAAAACAUUUUUGAAUUAGAAAAUAAUCUACAAAAUGAUUUGUUAACCAAUUCAAAAUUAUUAUUUUUUUUAUUAAAAAGAAUUAGUACUGAGAUAAAAAGUGAAGAUUCUAAUUCCUUAUAUGCUAGUGAAAUUUUAGUGCUUCUUAUUUUAAGAAUAAAUCAAUUUGCUCAAAAUGUUUACGAUGAUUUUUAUUAUUCUGUUACAAUCUUUAAUUCACUUUUAAAAUAUAUUUCUAAAUAUAAAGAAAAAGAUCCUUCAAACUUACAUAAAAAAGAAAUUUUGCUUAAUUGUUUUCAAGCAUUAGGGAACUUGUUACUUUUAAAUAAGAAUAAAAAGGUUUUUGAAAGUACUAUAGGAUUAGAAUUAAUGUUAAAGUUAUUAAGUGAAAGGAAAUUUUUAUGUUUUCCUGCUUUAAAAAUCUUUGCACUUGUACUUAAUGAUAAAGAUUCAUGUAACAAAUUCAUAGAAUUAAAUGGUUUGAAAUAUUUGUUUUGUUUAUUUAUGUUAAGAAAUAUAAAAAAAAAUAAAAUUAACUUAUUUGAGUUUGAAGAAAAUAUAAUUACAAUUAUAUCUAAUUUAACUUUAUAUUGCACAAGUACAUAUCUUAGCAGAGUUCUUAAUAAAUUUGGUGAAAAAAAAUGUGAAAAAAUUAUUCGUUUGUUAGAAUUAAGACAAAAAUAUAGUGAUAUUAUAACAAAUGAAAAAAAAAAAAAAAAUUUAUUAGUAAAUGAGAACUUAAAAAAAAUGAAUAUUCAAAUUGAUGAUGAUUGCAGAAAAAAUCUUGAAUAUAUGGAAUUAUGUGAUAAAGGAUAUUUGAUAUAUCAUUUAAUUGAUGUAAUUAUAAUAGCACUUUUUUUUAUGAACAAUUCAUAUAUUUGUAAUAAUAUACUUAUUCAUUUGUAUACUAGAAAUGUAAAUAUACAAUCUUUAUAUGAAAAUAUACUAGAUUUCCUUGAUUGUUUAGAUGAUGAUGAAUUAAAAGAAAAGUUAAGAAAAAUGUUAACAUUUUUCUUAAAAUCAUCAAAAGAAUCGAAUUUAUUUGUCUAA